Molecule: messenger RNA, 2954 nt
Organism: Xenopus laevis (African clawed frog)
Lineage: Eukaryota; Metazoa; Chordata; Amphibia; Anura; Pipidae
Gene: letm1.S
Product: leucine zipper-EF-hand containing transmembrane protein 1 S homeolog
Exons: 14
Coding region: 201-2501 (766 amino acids)
Biological process (GO): intracellular monoatomic cation homeostasis; mitochondrial calcium ion homeostasis; proton transmembrane transport
Cellular component (GO): mitochondrial inner membrane
Molecular function (GO): ribosome binding; calcium:proton antiporter activity; calcium ion binding
Source: RefSeq, a predicted model, not a curated record
CUGGCGGAAGUGGUGAGGAUUGCGUGACGUCGGCUCCGCCUCCUAGCCGGCAGUACCAUGCGCAGUCAGGAGACUGGAGGAGGUUAUUCGGCCGCUGGCAGCGGGACAUGGCGCAGCCAAGACGUGACAGCAGUUUUGGGGAUUAAUCCAAACAGCAGCCUACUGUACCACCUUAUCCGCAUAUAAAGCCCAGGGAAAGCAUGGCCGCCUUGCUAGUACGAGGCUGUGUCCUGAGACCCACCUGGACAAGCAGAACGGCUCCUGUGUGUGUCCGAGGAGAAGUCAUGAAGGGUAAUUUUGCUGAUUCUUUCUGCCUAAGCUGCACCUCACUUCGGUUAUUUAAUUACAGAACUGCUUGUUUUAGAAGUUGCACUGCUGCCCAUCCAGUUUAUGUUGCCUCAAGGAGAGGGGACAAUGGACUUCUAUGGACUGACACAUCUGAAAGACGCUACUAUAAGUCCCCCAGUUCUGCAACUUCAUGGACGGCACUUAAAACAGGACCAUGGGACCUAUCCGUCCGCAACUUGCACUUGUCGCGACCACUUUUAGACGAUUCUGUGGUAGAAAAGUCACUGAAGUCAUUAAAGGACAAAAAUAAAAAGCUGGAAGAAGGAGGCCCCGUAUACAGCCCCAUCAGCGAAGUGGAAACUGUAAAGAAAUCUCUGGGACAAAAGGUCAUAGAUGAAGUAAAACACUAUUAUCAUGGCUUCCGACUCUUGUGGAUAGAUACUAAAAUAGCAGCGAGAAUGCUCAGCCAGAUUCUCAAUGGGCAUGCCAUGUCACGCAGAGAGAGGCGGCAGUUCCUGAGGAUAUGCGCUGACCUUUUUCGGCUUGUUCCGUUCCUCGUCUUUGUUAUCGUGCCCUUCAUGGAGUUCCUGCUUCCAGUUGCAUUGAAGCUGUUCCCGAAUAUGCUGCCUUCAACCUUUGAAACAUUCUCCAAAAAGGAGGAGAGAUUGAAGAAGGAGCUCCGAGUUAAGCUGGAACUGGCCAAAUUCUUGCAGGAUACAAUAGAGGAAAUUGCACUGAGGAAUAAAGCUGCCAAAGGGGACGUCGCCGCUGAGUUUUCAACUUUUUUCCAAAAGAUCCGGAGCACCGGAGAAAGGCCCAGCAAUGAGGAGAUUGUCCGCUUCUCCAAGCUGUUUGAGGAUGAACUGACCCUGGAUAAUCUGACCAGACCACAACUAGUGGCUCUCUGUAAACUCCUGGAACUGCAGUCAAUCGGAACCAACAACUUCCUUCGCUUUCAGCUCACCAUGAAACUGAGAUCCGUUAAAGCGGACGACAAACUCAUAGCUGAGGAAGGGCUGGAUUCCCUGACGGUAACAGAACUGCAAGCAGCAUGUCGUGCCAGAGGAAUGAGAGCACUCGGGGUCACAGAAGAGAGACUCAAGGAACAACUUAAGCAGUGGCUGGAGCUACACCUGGAUCAGGAAAUUCCUACAUCGUUGCUCCUUUUAUCCCGAGCUUUGUAUCUGCCCGACACACUGUCACCAGCCGAUCAGCUCAAAUCAACACUACAGACUUUGCCGGAAAGUGUGGCCAAAGAAGCACAAGUUAAAGUGGCAGCUGUGGACUGUGAUAAAGUGGAUAACAAAACCAAACUUGAAGCCACUCUCCAGGAGGAAGAAGCCAUACGGAAAGAAAACCAGGAAAAAGAGAUGGAGAGAUUAGCGGAUGCCGCCAAAGAAAGCCAGCAGGCUGCAGCAAAGGUUGAUGUACCGUUGGCUCCUGAGGAAGAAUUGUCAGGGGAUAUGAAAACUGCCACUGCUGAUAUGGGCAAUCAACCCUCUGUAGCCCAAAUGAGUGCCUCAGAGCAAGCAGAGAUUUUGAUAGACACAGCGCCAGUCUUGGAGGGCAUUAAGGGUGAAGAGAUAACUAAGGAAGAAAUUGACAUAUUAAGUGACGCAUGCACAAAACUGAUAGAGCAAAAGAAAUUGUUAACAAAGGAGAAAGAAGAACUUUCCGAACUUAAGGACGAUGUGCAAGAAUACAGUGAGGACCUAGAGGAAAUCAAAAAAGAGCUCUCUAAAGCAGGUCAAGAGAAAGUAUUGGAAGAGACGAAGGCGAGCAAGAUUCUAACGAAGAGAGUAAACAGGAUGAUUGGUCAGAUGGACAAAAUCAUCUGUGAACUGGAGAAUGAAGAGAAAGUGUUGGAUGAGCACAUUGAAAAGGGACCUGUCCCUCCUGUUGGAUUGUAUUUCGCCUUUAGGGAAAACCUCGUCAGCAUCAACGAGCUGAUCAGCAUCAUGAGGCAGCUCCAGCAAAUCCCUGAGCAGAAGCUGCAGAGAAUCGCCGAUGCACUGGAUGAAAAUAAAGAUGGCAAAAUCGACUUAGAUGAUGUGGCUAAGGUGGUGGAGCUGAUUGACAAGGAAGAUAUAGACAUAUCUACAAGCCAAGUUGCGGAGAUCAUGGAACUGCUGCAGAAGGAAGAGAAACUGGCUGAAAAGGAGAAGGCUAAGGAAAAGGUGGAGAAGGAGCAGGCGGCAGAAGCCCAGAAUUAGUGAAGGAAAUCAUCAUAUCUUCCACUUCCCCUCAUCGUGUAAACUAUCCAUAGAGCUGCUACCGUGUCCCGACUCACUUUUUUUUGGGGUGGGUUAAUUGCCAAGCAACCUAUUCAUUUUUGGGUUGAAAUAAAAGCUUCAGUGAUCCAAAAAGUUAAUUACAGUCAUUCCAUAGGUAUCAGACCUGAACUGGGGACUUUCAAUGGCAUUUUUAAUUUUUAUUUUGUAUUGGAAUUCCUAGAAGGCAACGUAACAAUUAUAUUAUCCUAAAUCACUUUUAAUUGCCUAACACUGGGAUAGAUCUAGGCAUGUAAAAGCCUGGUAGUUGUUGUUCAGCAAGUGUGCUAGUGUCUAGCCAGCGCUUGUUUAGCUCAUUCCUCCUUUUUUAAAGAGGAAAUGUGCCCUGUUUGUAAGAACCUUGUUUUUAAUUUUCACUCCAAUUUACAUAGUAAA